Molecule: messenger RNA, 774 nt
Organism: Cryptomeria japonica (Japanese cedar)
Lineage: Eukaryota; Viridiplantae; Streptophyta; Pinopsida; Cupressales; Cupressaceae
Product: extensin-like
Exons: 1
Coding region: 1-774 (257 amino acids)
Source: RefSeq, a predicted model, not a curated record
AUGGUUGUUCGAAGGGCACAACAUUUGGAUACGAUGGCAAUUUUUAUUACUCUUGUGCUCUCUAUGGUAGCGUUGGCUUCAGCUGAAUACGAGCAAUAUUCAUCUCCUCCACCUCUAUAUUAUUACAAAUCUCCCCCUCCACCAUCUCCUUCACCCCCUCCUCCAUAUUACUACAAAUCUCCACCUCCCCCAUCUCCAUCCCCUCCACCUCCUUAUUUCUACAAAUCCCCUCCACCUCCCUCUCCCUCACCUCCUCCUCCAUAUUAUUACAAGUCCCCUCCACCUCCACCUCCAUCUCCAUCCCCUCCACCACCAUAUUACUAUAAGUCUCCACCUCAAUCAUCUCCUUCACCUCCACCUCCAUACUACUAUAAAUCUCCACCACCACCAUCCCCAUCUCCUCCUCCUCCAUAUCACUAUAAGUCACCUCCUCCUCCAUCCCCCUCUCCUCCUCCUCCAUACUAUUACAAGUCCCCACCUCCACCAUCUCCUUCACCUCCUCCACCUUAUUACUAUAAAUCCCCACCACCACCUCCUCCAUACUACUACAAGUCUCCACCACCACCAUCCCCCUCUCCACCACCCCCAUAUUAUUAUAAGUCUCCACCACCACCUUCCCCAUCUCCUCCUCCACCAUAUUAUUACAAAUCUCCACCACCACCAUCUCCAUCUACACCUCCUCCCUACUACUACAAAUCCCCUCCACUACCAUCCCCAUCGCCACCACCACCAUACUACUAUAAAUCUCCUCCACCUCCACCGCCCACAUAUUGA